This is a messenger RNA of Plasmodium falciparum 3D7, 849 nucleotides long. Its product is annotated as exported protein family 1. NCBI's taxonomy places the organism in Eukaryota, Apicomplexa, Aconoidasida, Haemosporida, Plasmodiidae. The record is from RefSeq and is a predicted model, not a curated record. The transcript has a single exon. Bases 1 to 849 code for a protein of 282 amino acids.
AUGAUAAUUAUUGUUCCUUUUAUAUUUUUUAAUUUAAUAUUUACCUCUGAUAUGAUGUAUGAAUAUAUUGAAAAUACCAAAGUACCUAUUUUUGUUAAAUUAUUUUUUGGGAAAAGUAUUUUUAUUGAAGAUAUAUUUUAUUAUGUUGGUAUGAUUAUGAAAGAAAUGAUGGAAGGGCAAAAUAUAAGAGAAGAGGAAGUAGCUGAAUUAUUAAAAGAUAGAUUAGAUUUAUAUAUAGAUAAUGAAGAUGAAUGGGAGAAGUUAAUGGAAAAUGAAAUUAGCAUGUUAUUAAAGUCUUCAUUUUCUAAUUUUAUAUUAGAAUCUAUAGGAUGGACAUAUGAGAAUGUUUCUAAUAUUUUUUUAGAAGAAAAAGCAAAUUCUGGUAUAAAUAAAAAAGAUAUAUAUUUAAAAGAAGCUAAUGAGAGAAUGAUUAGAAAUUCAAUUGUUUUGAGACAAUGUAAAAGUCGUUUUAUAUCUAUAAUAACAAAUUAUUAUCCUUUUAAAGAACAAAAUAAUCCUUUUAUAAAGCAGGCACAAUAUGUAUCCUCAUCUAAUUAUGUAUUGGAUGAUAUAAUAAAUAAUAUAGACUAUAGUAUAGAUAAUAUACAUAGAGCCAUAGAUAAUUUAUACUAUGAACAUAUAUUAAAUUUAUUAGAGGAAGAAAAAAAUGAAAUACUAGAAGAAAUAUUAAGGAAUAUUCUAAAAAUUAUUUUGUGUGAUGUUGAAACAACGGUAAGAAGAUCAGCACAAAAAGUAUUACAAAAUGCAGAAGGAGAUACAAAUUUGAUGCUUAAAAGAGCUAAAGGAUUACAAUCAUUGGGUAAAAUGAUAUUACAGAAGGUUAAUUGA